Molecule: messenger RNA, 1386 nt
Organism: Quercus robur (English oak)
Lineage: Eukaryota; Viridiplantae; Streptophyta; Magnoliopsida; Fagales; Fagaceae
Product: GATA transcription factor 21
Exons: 3
Coding region: 229-1149 (306 amino acids)
Biological process (GO): regulation of DNA-templated transcription
Molecular function (GO): zinc ion binding; sequence-specific DNA binding
Source: RefSeq, a predicted model, not a curated record
AUGAGGUCACGAGAAUGUCUAAUAGUUAUAGCUUUAGGCCCUCUGUCUGCCCUGGUUCCCCUCUUUUAAAAAGACUUUUACCACUCUAUCAUACAGGCCCUUUUUGCAUUUUGUAGUUCUCUUUUUUCUCAAUCUUCCUCAUCUCAAACAUCUUCCACCUUUACAGGACAAGAUCAGCAAAGGUGUUUGUCCUUCCUUCAAUCCUUUCGUCUCUCUUUCUUUCUCUUCAUGACUUCUCCUUAUCAUAACUCACCACCUUCUCCUUUUCCUUUAGAGCUUAACCUAGAUCAACACCACCAACUCUUAAUAAGUGCAACACCUCAAGUUUCUUCUUCAUCUUCUUCUUUUUCAAACCCUAUUUUCUUUAACCCAGCACAAGAUCAAGGAGGGUGUUACUACAUGGCAUUAAACCACUUCCAAAAUUAUCAAGAGGUUGAUAAACUUGUUGCGCAUGGUGGAUCAUCAUGUGAUCAUAUAUCACUGAAGAAUGAAAGUGACAGUGAAAAUAAGUUCAGUUUUUGGAACAAAGAGAGUAAAAUUGAAGAUCAAAGUGAGACUUUUUCUGUUAAGUGGAUGCCCUCAAAGAUGAGAAUGAUGCGGAAGAUGAUAAAUUCAGAACAAACAGGUCAUGCGGAUAUACCACUUAACUCUAUGAAGAAGUUUGAAGAUCAGAAGCAACCAAUGGCUCCUGCAAAGACUGACAACAGUAGCAACAAUUCUUUCAACAACAACAACCCCACAGUUAGGGUUUGUGCUGAUUGUAACACAACAAAGACCCCUCUUUGGAGGAGUGGUCCCAGAGGACCUAAGUCGCUUUGCAACGCGUGUGGAAUUCGACAAAGGAAGGCUAGACGGGCCAUGGCAGCAGCUGCAGCAGCAGCAAAUGGCACAACUCUUGCAACAAACCCCCCAUCUAUGAAGAGCACUAAGGUGCAACACAAGGAUAAGAGAGCCAGUAAAAGUUAUGUUCCAAAAUUCAAGAAAAAAUGCAAGCUCAAUACCCCAGAUCAUGGCAGCAAGAAGGUUUGCUUCGAGGACUUCGCAAUAAGCUUGAGUAAAAAUUCAGCCUUUCAACGGGUUUUCCCUCAAGAUGAGAAGGAAGCUGCAAUCCUGCUAAUGGCUUUAUCUUAUGGCCUUGUUCAUGGUUGAGUUCUCAAACUAUCAGUAGUCCAAUUUUAGAUAUAUUAGAGCUAGAGAACAUCUGUAUGAGUGGGAAAGAGGAUGCGAGGAUCUAAAAUCCAAUAAAACCAAAAAAUAAAGUUGUGUUGUAACCUUGUGAGGCUAUAUAUGGUGGAUUUGAACAGGUUGGUAACCAAAUAAUGGGGUCUCUUGUUCAUCUAUAUAUUAUUUAUUAUAAUAAAAUAUCCAAAGUUUUUUUGUGACUCU